This is a messenger RNA of Penicillium verrucosum, 201 nucleotides long. RefSeq lists its product as uncharacterized. The transcript has a single exon. The coding region runs from base 1 to 201 and encodes 66 amino acids. The record is from RefSeq and is a predicted model, not a curated record. Lineage: Eukaryota; Fungi; Ascomycota; Eurotiomycetes; Eurotiales; Aspergillaceae.
AUGCCCACCGACCACGCAACGGUGGAACUGAAUAGUGUAUGGGUACCUGGGUCGGCGGUUUUCGGAUCGGUCGACCAGGGGCUAGCUAUGGCCCAAACAUUUGUGCACGAGAACAGAAUUCGUCAAGCAGCCAGCUCCUGUGGGCCGCAUGAUACUGCCUGGGCCGAAGCAUCGAGCAUCGGAAGCCCAGCACCUGUGUAA